GCAGCAGAUACUGUCCUACUCAUCCUGUGGCACAGUAGUACGCUGUAGUAGCAGUUGUACCAGCGGUGGAUUCCUGCUGUGUUCUUUGCUGGCGUUCACCCCGUGCCAAUAUGUGUCUUUCCCUCCUCUACCUCCUGCCUUUGACCUCGAUAUAGAUGCUCUGUCAGAUGUCGCCACGCUUCUUCUUCCAAUCGCGCCUUCUCAAAAGACUAACACCAGUAUCAGGCGUCCCGCCUGCGCGUAAGUAUAUUGGUGUGAAACUGGUACCAAGCAAGACCCCCUGUUGUGCCACUUCCAGUGCCCUUGGGCACUGCAGGUUACUUCUUAGAGUUCAGCCUGGUGCGUGUCCAAUGCGGUAGGGUACAUACCCAGUCGCCAGCAGCCGGGGCCAGCGGGUCGAUGUGCUGAAUCAUUGAUUAUGUGCCUAUGAGGGAUACGGCAGAGAGCACGCAAGAGUCAGCCACAUUAAACAGCCCAGCAAUCAUAGGAUCUGGUGAAGGGGCAAAUACGGGGUCCGACCCAUGAACAAAUGAUAAUGCUCGGUCGCCUCAGGUGAGCUCAUCUCAAUUACCGUGAAAAAUGGGACCGGUGCCUGGGAUGACUUGUAGUUGUUGACGCUGUGCAAUGCUUUCAUUAUCGACCCAGUCUAGUGCAGCAAAUAGCAUCAUUGCAUGACUCCAUAAUGUUCGAAAUGUACAUCCGGGUACCGUCACAUGCCAAUGGUGUACUUCUCCCUCGACGGCACGCAAUCUCUUUACAGCCUUGGGACUCGACGAAACCCUUCUUACAUUCCUGGAAAGUUUCUUUGGGGGCCGCAGACGUUCCCGACUCACCUACGUUACGUGUAUGACAGACCUUUGAGCACCUGUCACCCCUUCGGGCCUCAUCCAAGGCGAUGCCUUGCCCUUAAUCGCGUGGCUGGAAACUUUGUGUUCUAUGUACAGCAGAACGUACCGUGACCUGGGGGUUAUCAGGUUGCGCUGCAGGCAAUUCCGCCGGCUGUCUCACAUGCCAGGUUUGAGCUGGCCCGCCCAAUUUCGAACCCAACGGUCUGGCUUCUUGUUGGUGAAUGGGUUGGCUCGCCGAAGUAAGACACGUGUCGGCCUUUUACCCAGGUCGCUACGAACUGUACACAAAGUGACAUAGUGUCCCCAUUUCGGAACAUCUGUUCAGGCUCGUCUGACUGGACCCUGGGCACUUCGUGUGCCCAUCAGACUGUGUCUUCCGCUGCUUUGAAAAGUCUCUGCACCGAGCUGAACGCCUUCUUUGCAAAAGGCCCCAGUUCGUCCCCAUACUUUUGUGGCCCUUUGGAAUCGAAAAUUUCUACCGACACCCAGCUCCGGAACCCUGUAUUGAAGACUGCUCUCGUGAAGUCUUCGAUAGGCAGGUAACCUCCGUCAUAGGGAAGAGGACGGUAGUCAUGGCUCCAUUGACCUCGAGGCCUCAAGCCACUCUCGUCCGGUUUGUCUGCCAAGGGUGGUUCGACUUUGUAUGCGUCAGAAAUCUGCAGGAAGAAUAUCUUCUCUGGCGGCACGGUCCUGGAGAGCUCCUCGCAACUGGUUUUCCACCUUCUGUCCAACUCGGCCUUCUCUAUACUCUCGAUCAAGCCUGAUUUGGUGGUUGGGUUGCCCCACUCGCCGCCAGCACUUUGGAACGUAUCCAGGCAUAGACCAAGGUUCGGCCGGUUGGCUCUCUUGACAAUUUCCCAGACGUCUUUCCAUGAGGCAGCAUAGGUGGCCCAGCACCAGUUUUCGUAUGCAAUCUUGAACCCCUUUUCCGCGAAGAUAUCUGCCAGCUCGGCCAGGUCAGAAGCCAUAACAUCGAAACUGGAAGAUAUCUCUUCGGCAUCAGAUGAUCCAAUCUAUUGUUUGCCGUCAGCAUAUUGGUUUUCGCUUCCCUCCCACAACAUUGGGUCCUACGCGAGUCAUGACUGUCACUUACCUGAAGCAUAUCUGUUCCAACGGCCUCCAUGAUUGACAUCCAGCCCCUGGCUCUUUCAAAUGCGUCCUUUCUCUCAUCGCUUCCUUUCGGCCAGCCCUCAAAGUUGGCAAAAGGUUGCAAAAUCAAGAUUUUAAGGCCAUGUUCUUGGCAGAGUUUUCGUAUCUCUCGGCCCACGGACUGGAGUGUUUCGUAGUCCUUCGGAUCGAUUUCUGACUUGGUUUCCGAAAUCUGUUGACCAUAGGUCAAGAUAUCGGGCAUGGAAAGUUCGAUGGCGUCGAAUCCUGCAUCAGCGAUGGCUUUGAGCUUCGCCGGGAGGGUGUGCUUGGAAUCAUUAUGGCCUAUUGAACAUGAGGCAUAGCACACUGGAAUCUUUUCUCCCUUGAACUCCGCCAUCUUCUUGGGGCAAGAGCGGCUGCUGUUGAAUAGGAUACGCGCUGCGACAAUCCGAAUAUUGAUGUCUUCGUUAUGGUUUCAUCGAAGGGACCGUCAACUUCAAGUUGAAAUGCAACGUUGUACUAGGUAUUUUACUGCACUGGUCUGAUCGGAUGUCUGAUGUCGUCGCCGCUUGACGUGGAAUCUUCUCUCCACAUGCUUUGCGCUGUUUCCAGAUACGGAAUGACGUCAUGCCGGCGUCAACACCGGAAUAGAAAGUGCAACUUGAAGGCAAGAGCCAACGGCAAUUCAAGAUGCAAAGGAUGGAGCACAUCUUGAAGUCAAGCGCGACCCGUCCAACGGCGGAUCUGCGGACCAUGUACUGUACGGCCCAUAGUACUACUUCAUACUGACGCAGUCAUUCGGAUAUCGACCUCCGAUAGAAUCUGAUUACCACUAACUUUCAAGUCGAUACAGUCUUGAGGAGAUAGACUUGAAUCAUCCAAGUCCAUACUGCAGUGCUUGAAAGUGUCGUGCCUCUCCAGUUUUUCACCACUACAUUGACCUUCAGAACCGCAGCAUAAAAGACUAGGACCAACAAUAUAUCAACCGCCAAAAUGGGUGAAGACAGCGGCCCCGAAUUCAAAAAGCUUGGCAUGGUUGGGGUGGGCAGCAUGGGAGGCAUGAUGUCUCUCCUAUAUGCCGAGCACGGAGUUGAGGUUCAUUAUUAUGACCCGAAGGAAGAGAAUACCCAAAAGCUAGAGGAGGAGGCAAAGGCUAUCCAUCUUGAACAUCGUGUCGUCAAGCAGAAAGACUAUAAAGACCUCUCUGAGAGUCUGUCUUCACCCGGAGAACCCAAACUCUUUGUUUUCAGUACCCCACAUGGCUCGGUAGGCGAUAAGAUCGUCGAGGGCCUUCGCCCGUACUUGAACAAGGGCGAUAUCAUCCUUGAUUGCGCCAAUGAGCACUGGGAGAACACUGAACGACGGCAGAAACAACUGGAACCGGACGGCAUCCACUACAUCGGCUGUGGUGUAAGCGGAGGAUACCAGAGCGCCCGAUCCGGCCCGUCGAUGUCACCUGGAGGCAACUUUGAAGCAUUGAAGAAAGUCCUACCGUUCUUGCAACGAGUUGCGGCGAAGGACAGGGAAGGACGGCCGUGUGUCACGGCGAUCGGCCCUGGUGGAAGUGGCCAUUACGUGAAAAUGGUCCAUAACGGAAUCGAACAGGGCAUGAUGUCGGCCAUUGCAGAGGUUUGGUUCAUCAUGAACCAUUGCCUGAAAAUGAAGUACGAGUGGGUUGCGGAUGUGUUCGAGUCGUGGAACAAGGACGGCCCACUGCGAGACAACUUUCUCGUCUCCAUCGGAGUCGACAUCAAUCGCACCAAAGAUAAGGAUGGAAACGUUGUUCUCGCCAAUGUUCUGGACAAAGUUGUCCAAGAUGUCGACAACUCGGAAGGAACAGGAGUGUGGACCUGCGAAGAGACCAUCCGUCUCCAUGUACCAUCGCCGACCAUUGUUUCCGCCCAUCUUUUCCGCCUUGCAUCAGCCGAUGCGGCGCGGCGGCUUGCAGUGAACAAGUCCUUCAACGGCGGGGUUGAGCCAGGAGUAAUCAAGCUGGAAGUGCCGCAUGAAAAAGCCAUGCCCUCAUUCCUCGAGGAUCUGAGACUGGCGCUGUACGCGGCAUUCUUGUGCUCGUUCGUGCAAGGCCUACAAGUGAUCAAGGCUAUGGACCGCGAGAAGGGCUGGAACCUCGACUAUCGUGCCACCCUGCAGAUCUGGCGUAGUGGCUGUAUCAUCACGAGCGACUACAUCGCGGAUCUGUUGGACUCGGUUCUUGCGCGGCCUGAUCACGACGACGACAACCUGCUGGCCAACAAAGAGCUCGGCGACGAGUUGACCAGAUGCUUUCCGGCGUUGAAGAAUGUCGUUAUCAAGAGUUUGGAAGCAGACGCAUACAUCCCCUCGUUGAGUGCCACGCUCGAAUACCUCAAAUACUCCGGGUCGACUGAGCUGCCCACGCAAUUCAUGGAGGCAGAGCUCGAUUACUUUGGAGAGCAUAACUUUGAUCUCAAGUCCGAAGGGCCUGGCGAGCCAGUCAAGGGUAAGCAUCAUUAUGAAUGGAAGCCGGCCAAGGGCAUCGCCGACAAAAGGCAACCAAACAAAUUAUGAGACGAUGAAUUAUGAGCGUUGGUUAACCUCAACUUGAGUUGGCCGUGUCCAACGGCAAGUCCUUUGUUGGACUAUGGUAUAUAAUACAAGGUUUCAAAUUUGAUCCGUCUACACGCUUUCGUCUAUUUGGUUUUAAGCUGAGAACGAUAGGAAUCAUAGAGCUUCUACGCUCUACAUACACCAACAGCACAAACAUGUCCCUAUACAAUAAAAAGUCAUCACCACCAACAUUGGAUCAUGGCGUCUGGCGGCUAGGGUCCCCUAGGUUAAUGUCAUGCGACGGUAUAAGAAACGCGACUCGUGCCUUUAUUCCGACUGAUUUUCUUAACACCGACCUUUCCACACAAAUCAGUAGAAUCGACAUGAGUCCCACCACAAGGAUAGACCUCUGCACCCACGAUCUUGACGACGCGAUACUUUUCGCCGGGCGCAAGUCUGAGGCCGCCGGCCUCUGGAGAAGGGAUCAAGCGUUCCAAUCCCCGAUCACGGAAAUCUUCUUCGGUCCAAAAGUCCACUUGGACAGGCAAUGCGCGCGCAACGUACUCGUCGACACGGGUCUGGAUGUCGGCUUUCCAUUUCCCCUCGAUCAGACCCUUGAACUCGCAGGCUGCGCUGUCGGGAAAGUGGCUGGCUUUGAGUUCGUCGAAGUCGGCGAUAUGCGGUUCCAACAGGUGGCGGACUGCUGCGCCUAGGACGUGCCCUGCCGUGUGGAGACGGGAGUAGAGGAUGCGUUUGUCGAUGUCGAGGUGUUGUGUGAUGGUUUGGCCGGUGGUGAAAAGUGAUGAUGGAGGAGGAGAAGUGGUGGCGGUGUUAUUGUUGGUGGUGGUGUUGUUGUUGUCGUUGUCAAAACGCCCAAGAUGCAAUACCUGUCCAUCGUGCACGCAGUCCAUGCGCACUGCUGAUACGCAAAACGUCGUUUUGUCGUCGAGGGACUUCAUUGUUCCCGUAUCCGAGGGUUGCCCGCCGCCCUGGGGGUGGAAGAUGGUUUCUCGCGUCAUCACGACAUAGUCGGCUUCUGUGGUGGAAGUUUUGAAAAGUUGUUGGUUCGCUUCGAUGAGGGACUUGAAGGGUGUUAUGGACACCACGGUGGUGGGGAGGGCGUAGAGUUUGGCAUCGUGCUGGAAAGCCAGGACGGUUCGGGGAAUUUGGGUUCGUGUUGACAUUUUCUUCUCGAGUCUGAGGUUUAUUCGCUUCUUUCUUGCCGGGUCCUUCGUGACAGAAGUCGGCUAGGGUAGGAACUCGAGUGAUUCAGGUUGAUUCUUCUUGGGCAAAAUCGUCAAGAUUGAAUUGAUUGGAUAUCAUCCUCAUGAUAGGUGGGCAUGUUUUAAAUGUCUUUCGUUUCCAAGGCGGACAGUCUGCACCGACCGGACUUACUUUAUAGAAAGAGACUUUUGCUGAAAAUACAUACUGUACACUGCCGGUUCUACCACCAAGGAUUAUGCGUGUACAACGUUG
This is a messenger RNA of Exophiala dermatitidis NIH/UT8656, 5939 nucleotides long. Its product is annotated as 6-phosphogluconate dehydrogenase. The record is from RefSeq and is a predicted model, not a curated record. Gene Ontology annotation, biological process: pentose-phosphate shunt; pentose-phosphate shunt, oxidative branch. Gene Ontology annotation, molecular function: NADP binding; phosphogluconate dehydrogenase (decarboxylating) activity. Lineage: Eukaryota; Fungi; Ascomycota; Eurotiomycetes; Chaetothyriales; Herpotrichiellaceae. Gene Ontology annotation, cellular component: cytosol. The transcript has 5 exons. The coding region runs from base 2931 to 4484 and encodes 517 amino acids.